This is a messenger RNA of Onthophagus taurus, 1280 nucleotides long. Lineage: Eukaryota; Metazoa; Arthropoda; Insecta; Coleoptera; Scarabaeidae. The record is from RefSeq and is a predicted model, not a curated record.
CUAGCAUCCAGAGACUUUUCCGCACUAUUUUUUUUAUAUAUAACAGCUUACUUGAGUAAUUGAGUAAAUUUUUAAGCUACAUGAUGAUUCUUGAAUUAACCAAAAACACUUUACAACUAAAAUUUUUUAUUUUAGAACAUCACAAAAUCAUUUUUAAACACCCUACUUUACAACGCAACAUCAAAUUCAAUCGAGCACUUCUACAACCAUAACUUGUACGGAAAAAACCACCAAAACUCGUUUGAUUUUCCCCCAAAUUUGAUAUUAACCACCUCAUCGUUUGCGAAAACUUCAAUUCUUCAAGUUGAAAAUUUAAACGGAACUUGGACAAAUUUGAAAUCAUCGUUAUCGAAGACGAUGUUACACGGACUUUUGGCAUACCCUUUAAUUUCGAUUCCUAUUUGUGGGUCGACGAAACAUUUCGAUUUGGACUCUCAAAUUGAAUUGUGUACCCGGUGGUACAUGAUGGGGGCUUUUAUGCCGAUUUUAAAGAUUAAUUCCGAAGCUCCUUAUCGAGAUCCCACUUCUUUCGACACCGAUCAUCAUCGAAAUUUGGUUUUAAACGCUUUUAAGUUCCGGGAGAAAUUCUUUUUAUAUUUAUACACGAUUUUAAUUAAAGAAGAACCAAUAAUUCGUCCGAUGUUUUAUGAAUUUUACUCCGAUUUGAGUACCUUUCAUUUGGACGAGCAAUACAUGGUGGGCGAAAAUUUGUUAUUAGCCCAACCGUUUUCGCCGGAAUCUUCAUUAAUGAGGGUUUAUUUACCUCAAAAUGAAACUUUUUAUGAGUAUUUUGGUGGGAUGGAGUAUUCUGGGGAUCGUUUAGGAUGGGUUAAUUUGACUUACCGUCCAACUGAUUGGUUCGUUUUUGUUCGAGGAGGAUCCAUUUUGAUUUUGUUGGAUGAAAAGGUUGAAAAUGAGGUUAAAGUGGAAUAUUUUCAAGUUGUUGUUGCACUUAAAACUGGCGAAGGCGAUGAAUCCAAGAAAGAAGCGUUUGGUUCGGUUAUCUUAGAUGGAAUUGAGUUAAGUGUUAAAUCAACUGAGAGUGAGGUUACGAUUUCGAAGGAUGGAUCGCAAGAUUGUUGCAUAAAUGGGUUAGAUUAUCCAAAGAUUAUCGAUUCUUUUAUAUUUUAUGGAUUGAACGAGUCCAAAGUGGAGUUUAAUUCGGUUAAUUUUGAUUUUUGCGGGGAUAAUUGUGUUUAUACUUUAACCUAAUCAAUAAUUUUGUUUAAAUUUUAGGUUAUGUAGUUCUAUUUUGAUUUUUUGUUAUUAGGUGUAAGAAA